AUGGGAAGUGACCAAAGCGUCGCAGUUCCAAGAGAAGUAUUAGCAAGAGGUAAAGAAGCUCGGGUGGCGUUUAACAAAGAGUUAGAAAAGAGUCAGAUCAUCCCAGUAUACAACUCGCAGGUAAUAGCAGUUCGUGAAUUAAAAGGCAUUGUAAAAACAAUAAAGCUGGAAUCAAACGUUAUGAAAAAGUUGAAUGAGAGAAUUGAAAGAUUAAAUGGCAUCAUUCCAACUGCUACUGCUACUGCGAAAGCAAUUCACGAGAAUUUUCGUAUGAAACAGGAAUCCAAAAAGAAAGUAAAAGGCAAUGUAAGGAAAAAAAGGAAACUAUCUCAUCCUACAUCAACUACGGCAAAUGUACCUGUAUCUUCAACUGAGGAUGCUGAAGUGUUGAAAUUAUUUGUAAAGGAACAUAACACAGAGAUGAUUGCUAACGAAGACAUUACUUACAUUUGGGACUUCUCUGGUCAGCAGCUAUACGAUAUUACUCACCCAACUUCACUGACAAGCGAUGUGUAUUUGAUUGAGUUCAAUUUGAUGGAAAAUAUGCAAGGAAGGAAAAGGAAGUGUAGAGUCUCUAGAAUG
Molecule: messenger RNA, 582 nt
Organism: Anneissia japonica
Lineage: Eukaryota; Metazoa; Echinodermata; Crinoidea; Comatulida; Comatulidae
Exons: 7
Source: RefSeq, a predicted model, not a curated record